Messenger RNA from Colletotrichum aenigma, 432 nucleotides. RefSeq lists its product as uncharacterized. NCBI's taxonomy places the organism in Eukaryota, Fungi, Ascomycota, Sordariomycetes, Glomerellales, Glomerellaceae. The record is from RefSeq and is a predicted model, not a curated record. Bases 1 to 432 code for a protein of 143 amino acids. The transcript has 2 exons.
AUGGCGAGAACCGUCCCCGUCUCCGUCUUCGUGUUCGUCUUCGUCUUCCUCCGCAACAUCGACGACAUCCCAUCGUCGAUAGCCUCACUCUCUCCCAACUACACCCGCAACACCGCCACCACGGCUUCUCCAGCGAUCGCCACCAUGGGUUCCCCGAGUGGAGCCCUCCGCCCCCGAGCAUCGUCAAACUUCAUGGGCAUCUCAGCAACAGGAUUCCCGCCAUCAAUGACGCCUCAGGAAAAGCACCUCUUCUCCGACCGCGUCAACUCGGCGACAACCCGCCUCUCCAGCACAAUGGCCGCCAGCGAAACCGACACCGGCUACAUGUUCGUCGUCUACUUCCACAAGAACACCGCCGCCGACGCCCUCUCCCUGCUACAGGCCGCUGACAUCCGAGUCAGGGGCCACCCGAUCCAGUUUUCCUGGCACUGA